Molecule: messenger RNA, 2456 nt
Organism: Rosa chinensis
Lineage: Eukaryota; Viridiplantae; Streptophyta; Magnoliopsida; Rosales; Rosaceae
Product: ataxin-10
Exons: 3
Coding region: 861-2342 (493 amino acids)
Cellular component (GO): cytosol
Source: RefSeq, a predicted model, not a curated record
UUAAUGGCUCUGAAAAAUCAAUGUUUCCUCAACAUUCCUGGUUUGAUUUUCACGAUUCUUUCUGGCUUUUUCAUCACAGAGUAUAAAUAUUUUGUGUCUUUUGCUUCUCAGUUACAUUUUUUUUUUCAAGAAAAUUCUGUGGGUAAUAUCAGAGAAACAUUGUAAUGAUUAUAUACUCUUUGACUGAAUCUUCAAGUUCUCCUAAGCUGUUCAUCUAAAACAAAAUAUAAAUUAGAUUAUGUCCUAUCUUUGAGAUCUUAUCAAAGUUUCCACUAUCAAUAGCAGCUGCCAACAAAUAGGCUAUCUUAGUUUAUAUUCUCUGUCCUUCUAAGAUUAGUUCUAUACUAACAAUUAAAGGGGAUCAACAAGAGGGACUAGGAAAAGGCACUAUGUAGUAGAUGAAAGCCUUCAAUUCAAAGACAGACCUGCCUAAACUUUAAGUACGUUUCGUGGUUGCAAUUCACAUCCCGCGCAAAGCGCGGGCACCGCUGCUAGUGUUGGGCUAGUUUUUCGACUUUUGCCUUUAAAAUGAAAAUUGUCUAUAAAUCCAAAAAAAUCGUUUGAUGGAAAGGCCUAGGCUUGAGGUGAAAACUAGUUGAAACGCGGUAAAAAAUCGUUAUUUACCAAGAAGAAAAUGGAAGUAGGGUUUUACCUUUAACUCUAAACCCUUGUCUUAUUGGUCAGUGUCGUCCUCUUUGCGUUAAACCCUAGUCCCAAAACCCAUAUCUGAGCUUGUACAUCUGCUGUCUCUUACCAUCAGGAUCAAAUACUACUUGUGGUUGUUGACCAGAGUGUUGUUUUAUCGCCAAGUUAGCUGUAGGAGUUGUUUGUUUUGCGUUGAGUUGAUAUUUGAUUUAGUAAUGGAUGAUACAGCACUGCAAGAGUGCUCUGUACCCGAAGAUGUUCUCCAGACACUUUUAAGUGUGUCAAACUCAUCUACACUUGUAAAAUCCUUGGAAGAUUUGAUACAAGCUUGUAAAACGGCUGAUGGUCGCGAAGACCUUGCCACUAAGAAUGUUCUCCCCACAGUCCUCCAGCUCAUUCAAUCUCUCUCGUACCCUUCUGAUCAACACCUUCUGACAUUGUCUUUAAGGCUUUUAAGAAAUCUGUGUGCGGGGGAGGAAGCAAAUCAGAACUCAUUUGUUGAGCAAAAUGGAGUUGCAAUCAUAUCGAAUGUUUUGAGUUCUGCAAACCUUUCUCUGGAGCCAGAUUUUGGGAUUAUUUGUGUGGGCUUGCAAGUUCUGGCUAAUGCUGCAUUGGCUGGAGAACGACAGCAGCAUGCAAUUUGGCAGCAACUCUUCUCAGAAAAAUUUGUUGCUCUUGCAAGAGUUCGUAGCCAGAAGACUUGUGGUCCUCUGUGUAUGAUUAUCUACACUUGUUGUGAUGGAACCCCUGAACUGGUUGCACCACUUUGUGGUGAAUUUGGAAUAACUAUUGUGAAGGAGAUUGUAAAGACUGCUGCUGCAGUUGGUUUUGGAGAAGAUUGGUACAAAUUGCUUCUUUCAAGAAUUUGUUUAGAGGAACCUUUCUUCCGGCCACUUUUCUCUAGUUUACAAUGUGUUGGUGGAAAUGAGAAUGGUGAAGAUACAGAACGUGGGGAAGAGCCUUUCUCGAAAGAGCAAGAAUUUUUGUUGGAAAACGUAUCAGAGAUCUUGAAUGAGCGUCUCAAUGAGAUAACUGUUCCCAAUGAUUUUGCUUUGUGCGUUUAUGGAAUAUUCAAGAACUCCAUCAGAGUUCUUAGUUAUGCAACAAGAGGCAGGUCUGGACUUCCAACAGGCUCUAUUGAGAUAGAUGUCCUAGGAUACUCGCUCACAAUCUUGAGAGAUAUAUGUGCCCAAGGAACACUAAGAGGAUCAACAGAGAAUACGAUGGAUGUUGUGGAUAUUCUGCUCUCCUCUGGUCUCAUUGAAUUACUUUUGUGUUUGCUUCGUGAACUUGAGCCGCCAGCAAUAAUUAGGAAAUCUAUCAACCAAGCUGAGGACCAAGAUGGAUCAAAUUCUUCUACAUCAAAACUAUGUCCAUACAAAGGUUUUCGGAGAGACAUAGUUGGAGUCAUUGGCAAUUGUUUAUAUGGAAGGAAGCUUGUGCAAGAUAAGAUUAGGAGAAAGGACGGGCUUCUUCUGCUGUUGCAACAGUGUGUAACAGAUGAUGACAACCCGUACUUAAGGGAGUGGGGCAUUUGGUGUGUGAGGAACUUGUUGGAGCGGAACCAAGAAAAUCAGCAGGCGGUGGCUGAAUUGGAACUUCAAGGGUCUGUCGAUGUGCCUGACCUUGCUCGACUUGGUCUUCGAGUAGAGAUGAAUCCAGAAACUGGACGUCCGAAGCUUGUUAAUAUCUCAUGAGAUUUAUUACUGUUCUUGAUAGCGCAUUUCACAUGUAAAGAAUGAGCAACCAGUGUAGUCUAGUGUAGUACAAGACCCUCACUCUUUAUCUGAUCAAGUUCAUUGUUGCCUAUA